Pangasianodon hypophthalmus (striped catfish) is the source of this 603-nucleotide messenger RNA. RefSeq names its product regakine-1. Gene Ontology annotation, cellular component: extracellular region. The record is from RefSeq and is a predicted model, not a curated record. Gene Ontology annotation, biological process: neutrophil chemotaxis; monocyte chemotaxis; cellular response to tumor necrosis factor. The transcript has 3 exons. Lineage: Eukaryota; Metazoa; Chordata; Actinopteri; Siluriformes; Pangasiidae. Bases 87 to 374 code for a protein of 95 amino acids. Gene Ontology annotation, molecular function: chemokine activity; CCR chemokine receptor binding.
AAAAGCAAGGGUGAAGUGAUAUCUGCAUUAUUACAAUAGAUUAUAGAUCAAUAUCUUCAUCAUCAUCCUCAUCACCAUCAGCAGCCAUGCUCUGUCGUUCUCUUCUGCCGGUUCUUCUGGUUCUAGCCUGCCUUCAGUACUUGACAAUGGCCAACAGUGCAAAAGGACCAGAGGACUGUUGUUUCAAAUUCUAUAAGAAACCAAUACCCGUAAGAGCCAUUAAAACGUAUGAAAAUACGAGCAAUGACUGUCCGAAAACUGGAAUCAUUUUUACUACCCAGAAUUCCAGCCGCGUGUGCGUGGACCCUGGCUUUAAGUGGGUGCAGCGGGCCAUUGAUGUAGUUGACCAGCGCCUGUAUGAAAACUCAAACUAAACUCAGCCGAGCUGUUAAAUCCCUUAUCCAUUAAUCAGAAAAUUUCUUUACAUAUUCCAUUUUUAUCUAAAUAAAGUUUAAUGGGAUAAAGCUUUUCAUUAUAUAUCACCUUUUGCUAAAAUACGUUUGCCAUUAUGUAAGACAAAAUUAUUGCUUUUCUCUUUUGUUAAAGUACAUUUUAUCACUCAUUAUUGCUUUUUUAUAUUAAAUAAAGCCACAUUAAAAAAUA